Messenger RNA from Oncorhynchus keta (chum salmon), 1967 nucleotides. Its product is annotated as chemokine-like protein TAFA-1. The transcript is spliced from 5 exons. Gene Ontology annotation, biological process: regulation of neuroblast proliferation; neuroblast differentiation. The record is from RefSeq and is a predicted model, not a curated record. NCBI's taxonomy places the organism in Eukaryota, Metazoa, Chordata, Actinopteri, Salmoniformes, Salmonidae. The coding region runs from base 449 to 865 and encodes 138 amino acids. Gene Ontology annotation, molecular function: receptor ligand activity.
UAGAACGUGUGCUCAGAGACUGCCUGUCAAUGGGAGGAGGAUGCAGACGGACAGAGCGAGAGAGAAAGCGAAAGAGAGAAAGAGAGAGCGAGAAGGGAGAUUCUACAGCAGUUAAUUAAGGAUCACUCUGUAUGUGCCUGUAAACGCAAAGAGGCAAAUCUAUUCUGUGUCAGUGCCAGGGUCUCCUCGAGGGAAUACAGUGAUAUUUCAAAGGAGGAAAUGGCAAGGCUCUAAAUCUGUUUCAGUCUCUGUGCUCAUUGUUGGUCGUCCUCAGACAAAGUGAAGGAGGGCAAGCCGUGAAGUGUCAGAGGAGUUUGGGAGUCUCGACACCUAAAUCAAGGAUAAAGUUGUGGGGGGAUUCACAUCAGCUUCGGGAUGGAUGGAUUUAAGAUAAUGUGAUAGAAUAAUAAUUAACUCUACCAGGAUUACCAGGAUCUUUACUCAGCAGAUGUGUGCUGUCAUGUCCUGGCUGCUUUGCCUGGUCCUCUGGGUCAGUGGGACAGCCAUCCAGCUCUGCCAGGCCACCUUCUAUGAGACCAUACAGCUACAGCCGCACCAUGUGACACGGCCUGGAAGGACUUCCAUUCACAUGAUUGAAGGAGGAACGUGUGAAGUGAUUGCGGCUCACAGAUGUUGUAAUAAGAACAAGAUUGAGGAGCGGUCCCAGACGGUCAAGUGUUCCUGCCUACCCGGGAAGGUGGCAGGGACCACCAGGAACAGACCCUCCUGUGUUGAUGCAUCCAUAGUGAUUGGUAAGUGGUGGUGCGAGAUGGAGCCCUGCCUGGAGGAUGAAGAGUGCAAGACGCUGCCUGACAACUCAGGCUGGAUGUGUUACGCUGGGAACAAGAUCAAAACCACCGGGUAAGAUAACCUCUCAUUACAAUUUGAAUCAGAGUUAUAUUGGAGGAGGGAUAGGUACAGUCAUGGGAGAUUUGCACCAACAGACCAAUACAGAGUUUUAUAUUGACAGACAAAGGCACAAGGUAUUGACUCAAGAAUAUGAGAAAAUGGUCUCUCUUCUUUUUUAGAACACCCAACAACCUGCAAGCAAAGAAUACCUCUAACUUUAGAUGGGCCAACUGCAAAGAUCAAUCCAAGGACCCAGACAUUCAGCUUACCUUACAGUUAUACGUGUGAACAUCCCUGUAUAGAAAGGUGUGAAUUCUCAAAGAAACUGCUGCUCCAGGGCACUGAGGAAUGAUGCAGCUGAAGCAUAGCAAUGGGGAACCCAGUGAUUUCACAAUGUUGUUUGAUGGAACACUGCAUUUGGAUGUACAGCACAUCUGAACUGUGUCUGAUAUUCGUCUGAGUAUCUACUGCCGCCACUGUCCCAGCUCUUCGCUCUCUGGUAUCAGCAAACUCAGACAGACUCGGCGAAAGAGAGACAUUUCUGGGUUACUUUGAGGAAAACUUGCCGUGGGGCCUCAGGAUUCUGUAUAUACCAUGUUUCAGUAUCUUCAUGUGAACAAGAACAUUGUCUACAGUAUGAUGGUGGUGAGAUGUAAAUGAUUCCAAACUCUGAUCUGUUCUGUUCUUGUCCAUGUGUUCCAGAUUCCAGACCACAGCCAAAGGUCUAGUGUUUCUUAAACAUACAAUAACCUAUAGGUGUAGAUCAUGUGAGGAUGCAACUGUACAUUGGAAUCAUUUGGCCAAUAACAAGACAUGUUUCUUUUAUCAAAACCGUUUUUGUACUUGAAUUCCUUAGGUCAUCUCUGUUGCUUCAUUUUAUAGUUCAUUUAUCCAUCAAACGUUUACCAAAAAACACAGUAGGCCUAUUUUGUUGUUUUUUACUUCUUUAGAUGCCUUAUGUGUGUCAAAUUCUUCAACAACAUAUUAAAAGUCUACCAUUGCUUUGUGCAUAAAUAUUAAAUUAAACUAUGGUGUGUUAUGAAAUUAAAUAUCUAUUUAGCAUUGGCUGCUUGAAGUAUCAACAAAAUCAGCUUAUCAUAAGUGAUGAAAUCUGGAUA